GAUAGUUCGGGCUCCAUACAUUGGAGGCAAGAGGAAGAGCACCGGCAGGAGCAGCAACAUGAAUUCUCUGGCCAGGAUCGGGGGCUUCGUUUGUCAAUCGGUGCAGAUAGCCGGCUGCGGACUGCAGCAAGUGCGCACCAAGUACGCCGAUUGGAAGAUGAUCCGCGACGUAAAGCGGCGAAAGUGCGUCAAGGAGCACGCCGUGGAGCGGCUGCGGGUCAACUCGCUGCGCAAGAACGACAUCCUGCCCGUGGAGCUGAGAGAGGUGGCCGACGCCGAGAUCGCAGCCUUUCCGCGCGACUCAUCUUUGGUCCGAGUACGGGAACGCUGUGCGCUUACGUCACGCCCGCGGGGAGUUGUCCACAAGUACCGGCUGAGUCGCAUCGUCUGGCGGCACUUGGCCGACUACAACAAGUUGUCCGGGGUGCAGCGCGCCAUGUGGUAGCGGCUCCUUUCUGUUAGCAAACUAGGAAAAUAAACCAUUUUAGUUGUCAA
Molecule: messenger RNA, 495 nt
Organism: Drosophila elegans
Lineage: Eukaryota; Metazoa; Arthropoda; Insecta; Diptera; Drosophilidae
Gene: mRpS14
Product: 28S ribosomal protein S14, mitochondrial
Exons: 2
Coding region: 59-445 (128 amino acids)
Biological process (GO): translation
Cellular component (GO): mitochondrial small ribosomal subunit; ribosome
Molecular function (GO): structural constituent of ribosome
Source: RefSeq, a predicted model, not a curated record